Messenger RNA from Bursaphelenchus okinawaensis, 698 nucleotides. Lineage: Eukaryota; Metazoa; Nematoda; Chromadorea; Rhabditida; Aphelenchoididae. The record is from the annotation of a GenBank genome assembly.
AUGGCGCCGUUGUGUAAGUACAACAGCUCCAGCGGGCUCUUCCGCUCGCGUUCCAGGUCGUAUAGCGCAGUCGCGUCACCGUACGCAGUAAGUUUUUUUCAUUUUUACAGCAACUUAUUGUAGUACUGUAUGUUACUAUAGUAAAAAAAUUUUUAAAACUAGUAAUUAAAAUUAUGUUUCAGUUGUCGCGCACCUACUCUUUACCUACAGUCAACCAGUACAAGCCAACAUGGUCCAGCUACGACAACUACUACACUCCAGCCAGGACAUACCAUACAUCUGGUAGAGUAAGUUUGUAUUACUUUUACACCAUAAGAUAAGUAACAUUUACCAUUCUAUAUUACAGUUUGACGACCACGCUUACUAUCCCGGACGCAGUUACAGUACAUACCACAGUUACCAUUACCCGCGCAGGUAUUACUACAGUAGCUACGUGCCUAACUAUACCUACACGUUGUACUCGUAUCUUCCAAGCGCCAAAUCAUCUCAGUAAGUUGACACAAUGGCAAGAUACUAAACUUUAAAAAACGAUCAUUACACAUACAAUACCUAAAAUAUAAGGAGAACCUACUAAAUUAUGUUACAGCUACAGCGACUACACCUCCAGCACCGGAUAUUACAAUGCAUAUGGCUGUGGCACCCACUACAACAGUCCCUACAGCCUACGAUCUUAUUUGUACAGUUCUCGCGUAAAUUGA